AUGGCUCAUAGUAUACCAAAAACGAUGAGAGCGGUCGGUUUUUACAAAUAUUUACCAAUAACGGACGUGAAUAGUCUUCUGGACUUGGAAGUGAAGGUGCCAAAUAUUCUCCCAAACGAAAUUUUGAUAAAAGUAAAAGCAAGUUCCGUUAACCCUAUUGAUACAAAAGUUCGAGCUCCGAAACCGAACUUAGAAGCUGUUCCUAAAAUCUUGGGUUUUGAUGGAGCCGGUAUAGUUGUCAAUAAAGGUGAAAAUGUAAAAUUAUUUAACGUAGGAGAUGAAGUCUUUUUCACGGGUGAUCUAAGAAAAAAUGGAUCUAAUGCAGAAUAUGUUGCACUGGAUGAAAUUCUAGUGGGGACAAAACCUAAGAACUUAUCUUUUGAAGAGGCGGCGGCAAUGCCUCUUACAUCUGUAACAGCAUAUGAGUCGCUAUUUGAUCGCCUUGGUUUAACAAUUAAAGAUAAAGGAAAAUCACUCUUGAUCAUAAAUAGUUCAGGUGGUGUGGGAUCUGUUGCUACACAGUUGGCUAAAAAUCUCGGUCUUAAGGUUAUUGGCACAGCAUCACGCCAGGAAAGCGAGACAUUUACUCGCCAACAUGGUGCUGACAUAGUUUUGAACCAUACUAAUAAUUUGAUUCCUCAGUUGGAAGUUAACGGUUAUACUGAUGGAGUUAAUUAUAUUCUGGUCAACUAUGAUCCAUAUCCAUACUGGGACACACUCAUGAAGGCUAUAAAACCUCAAGGCAAGAUUUGUUUAAUAGUUGAUAGCAGUGGCCUUGUGGAUCUAAGACCUUUAAAGGAUAAAAGUGUUACUUUAGUCUCAGAAAUGAUGAGCACAAGAAUUAAAUAUAACACAGAGGACAAAUAUAGACAUAAUGAAAUUUUACAAACUGUGUCUAAGAUGUUAGAAGAUGGAAGUUUGAAGAGUACUAUGACCAGGGUAAUGACACCAAUCAAUGCAGAAAAUUUGAGAGAAGCCCACAGAUUAAUUGAAAAUAAACAUAUAUUAGGAAAAAUAGUGUUGUCAGGAUUUUGA
Molecule: messenger RNA, 1035 nt
Organism: Diatraea saccharalis (sugarcane borer)
Lineage: Eukaryota; Metazoa; Arthropoda; Insecta; Lepidoptera; Crambidae
Source: the annotation of a GenBank genome assembly